UUCUCUUUCUGGCAAUCUUAUCCUUGUGUCCAUAUAAAAGUGGGAAUUUUUGGUGUUAUUGUGUUAAGUAUUGACCCGUUGGCGCAGGGAAGAGUGCUGUUGGCUUUGAAAGAUGCCGGUCUAUUUACAGCAGGCGGUUUAAACAGUGAGAAGGUUCUCUUUUGUAGUACGGAAAAUGGGCGUAUAUCUUUUGUGCGGCAACUAGAACCAGAUUGGCAUAUUGAUACAAACCCAGACAUAAUACAGCAGUUAUCAAGAUUCAUCAAGUAUCAACUCCACAUUUCUCCUACAAGAAUUGAACGUGCAGCACCUAAUGUAUUUACCUCCAUAUCCUUGGAGCAUUUCUUUGGCAUUUCGGAUAGAAGCUAAUGUGUGCAAUCAAUUGCAGGUGACUGCUAUCCAGAUCCUUUUAAACUCAUCCUGUCCCUGAGCUGCUGUCAUGCUUUCGCCUGAUAGUCUCCCAAAUGUAUUUUAUUUUGUAUUGUUGGCCAGAAAAUAAGCGAAAUUUCAUCUAUAACCUUCAAUCAUCAACAACUUUGCGAGACUGCAAUUCAACAUUUUCAUGUUCUGCAAUGAACUUCUGUAUCAAUGUGAGUAAAUUCAUUCAUGUCAUCAUGUAUUCUAUUUAUAGUUUAUUGACCGAAUGCCUACAACUUCAGCUUAGAUUCUAUUGUUUGUGUGGCAUUUUAAAGUGUUGCAAUGACCAAUGCAUGAUUAAUGAAUGAUGAUAUCAAAUGCA
Molecule: messenger RNA, 739 nt
Organism: Phalaenopsis equestris
Lineage: Eukaryota; Viridiplantae; Streptophyta; Magnoliopsida; Asparagales; Orchidaceae
Product: peroxisome biogenesis protein 22-like
Exons: 4
Biological process (GO): peroxisome organization
Source: RefSeq, a predicted model, not a curated record